AGAUCCUCAAAUGUCAUCUUCACAGGAUGUGAAUUGAUGCAAACUAGGAACAACUCCAGGAAAACAGAACUUGAUUUGGUGCUGCAUAUAGAAGCUGAGAAAGAGGAUGAUAUUCAAUUCAACUGGUGUCUCUUCAAAAAAAUAAGCGCUGAUAUGGUGCUCUGUGCCACAAAACAGGAAGUUGAGAAAAAACAUAGUCAUUUUCGCACACACACACACACACACACUGCACACACAUACAUCGCACACACACACACACUGCACACACAAUGUGUGGUCAAUAAGGGUAAUAAGAGAGAAGACAUACGUUGUGAUCUGCCACAAAAAGAAUCCAUGAGUUGGACCUUUCAGAUCUGUACAAAAACACUGGGGCACUGCGAGCAUGAAUGUGAGCCAGGUCAACUCCACCAAGUGUGUUCGGGACACGAGUGUGACCUCCGUGGUCUUCCCCUGCCUCUACAGCGCGGUCUUCCUGGCAGCCCUGGUGCUCAACUUGCUGGCCACCUGGAUUUUCUUCCAGAUUCCCAGCACCUCCACCUUUGUGGUGUACCUGAAAAACGUUGUGGCAGCAGACCUGCUCAUGACAUUCAGCGUGCUGGUGAAGGUGCUGAGCGACUCUGGUGUGGGCUCCUGGCGGCUGAAGGCCUUCUACUGCCGCUACUCCGCCGUGCUCUUCUACACCACCAUGUACAUCAGCAUCCUGCUGCUGGGCCUCAUCAGCCUGGACCGCUACCUGAAGAUCGUCCGACCCUUCGGAAAGUGCAUCCUGCAGAGGGUGGGCUUUGGGCAAGGGCUGAGCGUCGCCGUCUGGCUCAUCAUGUUCUCCCUGGCGCUGCCCAACGUGGUUCUGAGCAACAAGGAGCCGGCCCAAUCCGCCAAGCUGAGGUGCUCUUCCAUGAAGGAUAAGGCCGGCCUGCUCUGGCACGAGGGGUUCAACUACUUCUGCCAGGUGGUGUUCUGGGGCACUCUGGCUCUGAUGGUGGUGUGUUACACGUUCAUCAGCAGGAAGGUUUAUGAGUCAUUCCAGGCCUCUCGCAGUAAGUCUAAAGCCGCAAGCAGGCGGACCAAAGCCAAAGUGUUCAUUGUGGUGGUGGUGUUCUUCAUCUGCUUUGCUCCCUUUCACUUUGCCCGUGUACCCUACACGCUCACCCAAACGCGCAAUGCCAACCCCUGCUGGGUGCAGAACCAACUCUACAUUGCCAAGGAGACAACGCUCUGGCUGUGUACCACAAACAUUUGCUUGGACCCACUCAUCUACAUCUUCCUGUGCAGAAUGUUCCGCAGGAAGCUGGCUGCCACUCUAAGGCGUAAGCCCCUCCCCCUGGGCAGCCCAGAGUCCCCAACAGACACUUCCACUAAAUUGGAGAUGUCUUCCGUGGUGCACAAUAGGAAUAUCAGAACAGAACAAAUGGAAAGAAACAUAAAUGACAGUCCAUAGAGUAUAUAAAAAGAGCAACAGGAAUGAAAACCCAUGGAGAAAAUCGUUGACAUUUCUUAGAAGUUUUAGAACAUUAGGACAAAUGCUGUAAAACAUAUAUGUCAAGAUCACAGAAGAUGUUCCAAGUUGCAUAAACAUUUGAUAACAUCCUCUGAUGGUUAUCAUUUAACCAUGGGGGAAAACACUGUGGAUAUCAACAAAAUUUUCAGGAUGAUGCAAAUGUAAUUGACAAGUCAAAGUUUUUAACAAUAUUUUUGGAUUGAAUGAAUAUGGAUUACAAUAUACAUUUUUUUAAACUGAAAUAACAAAAUUGAAUGACAUUUUGAAACCAUUCCUUCAUUGCUCCUAGUGACUUUAAACAACCAUUCAAGGGACAUCCAUGGAACCAGACAAAGGUCAUUCUUAAUUGUUGAAAUUUUCUGGGAAUCAAAAAAUGUCAGUUGGCUUAGGCAUGAUUGGCCUUGCAGUAAAAAACAACCAUCCAUAUAAUCCUGUAUGAUUUGCAUUAUCCAAAGAACUAAGGAGACUGUAGUCCCUCAUUGGGACUUCGAGGUGCUGUUUCCCAGAUAGCAUAUUAAUUAUCCUGUCACAAGUUUCCUUAAACUGCAGCUAGCCUGUGAUGUUGUAUCAUUGUACAUUAAUAGCAUUGCUCAGUGGCAUCCUGAAUUAUAUGGAGAGGCCACAUCAUCACUGCCAUUCAAUAUGAAACAAUGUACCCUCCCAGAGAAAGAAGGAGAGUGAUUGGCUUAAGAGGUCAUCCUCACAGGAAAUGGAAAAACUUCAUGCCCCUGUUGCUGUUCGCCUGAGUGAGGUACUUUACCUUAUCCUGCACUUUUAAUGGAUGCAAGAAUGGUCGUUCCACACCACCAUACCAAAAUUUCCAUAUGUAUGUGCGUGCUACGUACUUACCCAGCAGCGUGUGGAUUCGUUGUAUCUUCACCACCUGUAAUGAGCCUGUGAAAAUAACAGCUUAAAAUGCAGACAAUCUAUUUUUCAAAUGUGUAAAAUGAUAUGUUGCAUAUAUUUCAGAAAAAUAUAUUUUUGCCAUUUUUCCUUCUUAUAUGUAUGCUUAUGAUUUAGUAUGCUUUGAACUUUAAAAACUUUUUUUUUCCACAAGGUGAACAUCAUGAUCAAAAUAUAUGAAAAAUAUCAAUAUACAAUACGAUAUAGAUAAAUAGAAUAGUGAAAUAUGCAAUAGUAAAGAAACAUUUACUGUGAAAUGCUGUCUUAAGCAUGUACUUAAGAUAUGUGUUUCAUGGGAUUGAUUUUAUACAAAUGAGAUGUAAAUUGAGCGUUCUGGUUCUGUUGUGUAUGUGGAAGUCAGUACGCAUCUUCAGCUUCUUUAAAAUUCAAUUUUACUUUAAAGUUUCAUGCCCCUCCCUUCCACUUUUCUUCCUUACCGGAAAUAGGUCUCUUAUUCUACACAAAAAUCUUGAACUGUGAUUUCGCUACGUAGCAUACAGGAAGUCAUACUGAAAUACUGAAAUUCACGAGUUUAACGAUAAGACAGGAACAAGGUUUUUGAUGACACAGGCUCAAGGAAAAGUGUGGUUCAUGGUUCUUCUUGAGCCUGAGUCAUCAAAAACCAUUUUUUUCCAUGAUGCAGCCUCAUGAAGGACCAUGUUCAACUUUUUGAAUGACUUCUUCACUUCCGGUAUUUCUGAUAGUGAAUGCAAAUUUUACUAUUGCCUAUCAGCCAUUGCUAAGCCUGUCACAUGCCCACCAACAACUGAUUGGCUGGACCUGGUAAAAUUAGCAUGCUGCUUCUGAGUUAAGCAUUGUACAUGUAUGGAAAUUUUCAUGAUGAUUGGACAAAGCACUCACAAGUUACAGCUGUUCUUGGAAAAAUAGCCACACCCACAACUGUUUAUUUGCAUAAGGAAGUCAUAUUGUUUUGAAAGUUCAACAUUGUUUUGAUAAUUAUUCAUUUUCAGAUUCCACAGAUUCUUUCAAGCCUAAUUUGGUGACACUCAGCUUAAUGGUUUAGGACUAGUUUGUGAAAGCUAGUUUUGUAUAAAAAUAAAAAAAUAAUAAUAAUAAUUUAAAAAAAUAAAAUAAAUAAAAAUCAAAAUGGCGGAAAAACAAAAUGGUUGCUGAUGUUGUUUUUUGAGGAAAAGUUGUUCACUGAUGAGAUCUUUCACAGAGAUGUCCCUUGCAAAAUUCCAGCCUCAUUGGCCAACCUGUUGAAGAGUUAUAGGCAUUUAGACCUAUUUGGUUUUUAUAGCGCCCCUAUUGGCAAACAUGCCAAAACUUUAAUGCUUCUUCAGAACCAUCACUUUUUACAAUUAUUGAGGUUCAGACUCCAGAGAUUCUUACAAGACUAAUUUGGUGAUGGUGGGCCAAACUGCCCUAGACUAGUCUGCAAAAGUCGGUUUUGCAAAAAAUUCAAAGCGGCGGAAAAUUUUGUCAUACACAAAUGAAAUCGGGAAUAUACGUUUUGUUUAGCAUGAGCCACAGAAUCGGAGGAAAAAAGAAUUUUGCUUCUAUAACACAUGAUUCAGGAGUUAUGGGCUGUUACAGUGCUACCAUCUGGCCACUAGUCAUUGCAAUAACCUCAGUAGUGGGGAGGUACAGAGUACAGCAGAAUACAGCAGUACAGAGUGACAGCAGUGCAGUGACAGAAGUACAGAGUGACAGAAGUACAGAGUGAUAGAAGUGCAGAGUGAUAGAAGUACAAACUGACAGCGAUGCAGAGUGACAGCUGUCCAGGAUGUGGAGAAAGAAACAUCUGCCUCGUUCUUCCCCUUCACCUGUGGGCCUGGCAAAUGAAACAACAUGAAUCCCUUAAAAGCAGAAGCCACUUGUAGAUGUUAAGCAGAAGUGUGGGGUUUAUUUUCAGAGCAAAUGAAAGAAAACCUUAGACAGAAUGUUGAUCUGAAUCUUGGCUUCUCUUUGUGUAAAUAUUUGACCUGGGAGGGUUCCACAGGAAUGCAGACUGAUCAUUUAAUAAGAUGAUUGCCAAGUCUUGAAGACUGUUUGGUAUGAUUAAAAGGCCAGCAAUGACUAAUGCAGGCAGACCAAAUAAAAUCCUGUUUUCAAGAAGGAAUUUUUUUUUUUACAGAUUUCUUGCUAAAUCACAGUAAUUCAGACAACAGACCAAACAACUCCCGGUAGUAAAAUUUGUAAAAUAAAUAAAUGAAUAAAGAAAUGUUUUAUGCUAUGAUAAUUAA
Molecule: messenger RNA, 4608 nt
Organism: Anguilla rostrata (American eel)
Lineage: Eukaryota; Metazoa; Chordata; Actinopteri; Anguilliformes; Anguillidae
Gene: p2ry13
Product: purinergic receptor P2Y13
Exons: 2
Coding region: 383-1438 (351 amino acids)
Biological process (GO): G protein-coupled receptor signaling pathway; negative regulation of adenylate cyclase activity
Cellular component (GO): membrane
Molecular function (GO): G protein-coupled purinergic nucleotide receptor activity
Source: RefSeq, a predicted model, not a curated record